This is a messenger RNA of Brassica oleracea var. oleracea, 1882 nucleotides long. Its product is annotated as transcription factor E2FA-like. Gene Ontology annotation, cellular component: RNA polymerase II transcription regulator complex. The transcript has 13 exons. Gene Ontology annotation, molecular function: protein dimerization activity; RNA polymerase II cis-regulatory region sequence-specific DNA binding; DNA-binding transcription factor activity, RNA polymerase II-specific. The coding region runs from base 178 to 1620 and encodes 480 amino acids. Lineage: Eukaryota; Viridiplantae; Streptophyta; Magnoliopsida; Brassicales; Brassicaceae. Gene Ontology annotation, biological process: regulation of transcription by RNA polymerase II. The record is from RefSeq and is a predicted model, not a curated record.
GGAGGAGGUGUAGGCUUCCCUCCACAUCUCUAUGCCCCCCCCCAACACAAAACUCCUCCCUUCCCUCGUUUUCUGCUCUCUCUCUCUCUCUCACUAAAACCCUCGCCUCCCCCUUCUCUCACCUCCUCCGCCGUCGCCGCCGGGAUCUUCAAAUCGAACUCCGCUUUAAAACGAUCCAUGUCCGGCGGCGUACGAUCUUCCCCUGGUUCUUCUCGCCAGCCGCCGCCGCCACCGCAGCAUCCGGCGGCAUCUGUGCCCGUGGUGCCACCAAUACGUCGACACUUAGCGUUCGCCUCAACGAAACCACCGUUCCAUCCCUCGGAUAACUACCACCGAUUCACCCCUUCGCACCACGCUAACAACCUCGUCAAUGGCUGUGGAGGACUCGUAGAUCGGGAGGAGGACGCCGUCGUUCUUAGAUCUCCCUCACGGAAGAGAAAGUCGACUAUGGAUGUGGUUACUACUACUACCACUUCUACUAGUAAUGGAUUCACGAGUUCUGAUGGUUUCACUAGGAGUCCCUGCCGAACUCCGGUUUCAGCAAAAGGAGGCAGAGUCAACAUCAAGUCAAAAGCCAAAGGAAACCAGUCCAUUCCCCAAACACCCAUCUCAAAUAUUGGUUCUCCUGCCACACUAACUCCUUCUGGAAGUUGCCGUUAUGACAGUUCUUUAGGUCUCCUUACGAAAAAGUUCGUCAAUCUUAUCAAACAAGCCAAAGAUGGAAUGCUGGACCUGAACAAAGCUGCAGAGACAUUGGAGGUGCAGAAACGUCGUAUAUAUGAUAUUACAAACGUUUUGGAGGGGAUUGAUCUCAUUGAAAAGCCUUUGAAGAACCGAAUCCUUUGGAAGGGAGUUGAUGCUUUGAGGCCUGGCGAUGUGGAUGCUGAUGUUUCUGACGUACAGGCAGAAAUUGAAAACCUUUCCCUCGAGGAACAAGCGCUAGAUAACCAAAUCAGAGAAACGGAGCAAAGAUUAAGAGAUCUGAGCGAAAAUGAAAAGAAUCAGAAAUGGCUUUUUGUAACUGAAGAGGACAUCAAGAGUUUGCCCGGUUUCCAGAACCAGACACUGAUAGCCGUCAAAGCUCCUCAUGGCACAACUUUGGAAGUCCCUGAUCCAGAUGAGGCGGUUGGCCACCCUCAAAGGAGAUACAGGAUCAUCCUCAGAAGUACAAUGGGUCCUAUUGACGUAUACCUUGUUAGUGAAUUUGAGGAGAAGUUUGAAGACACAAAUGGGCCUGCUGCACCACCACCACCAUGCUUGCCUAUUGCUUCUUGCUCGGGAUCUACAGAAAACCGUAACAUAGAAGCCUUAACUGUUGAUAACACAGGAACUGCCGUUGAGGAUCAGUUGUCUCAAACCCAUGCAAAUGCUCAACCCGGCGAGACCUCUGAUCUUAACUAUUUGGAGGAGCAGGUAGGUGGAAUGCUUAAGAUUACUCCCUCUGAAGUCGAAAAUGAUGAUACGGAUUACUGGCUUCUCUCCAAUGCGGACAUUAGCAUGACAGAUAUUUGGAAAACAGACUGUGGUAUCGAUUGGGACUAUGGAAUAGCUGAUGUGAGUACUCCACCACCGAUAAUCGGUGACAUAUCCCCAACCGCUAUUGACUCAAUCCCGAGAUGAUGCAAGAAGGUCAAACAUGCAUCUCAUCCCAAAUGCUUUUCUUUCUCAACAACUCUUGGCGCCCCAAUCAAAUCUAAGGAGGGACCAAAUACAGAAACGUGUAUGGACCAAUGGCAGGUGCGUACCAUAAAUUAUACGAUUAAAAUUAUGAUCUCAUUUAUCGCUGGAGUGGUGUAACGAGUGACAAUGUAGAGAAGUACUGGUUAAUGUAAGUUCCAGAGAGAUAUAUUGGUACACUAGUUGAUUAUAAAUUUUGACCAUU